UGACAAGCUUGGCCAAAAACUCUUCCCUCGAAAUUCACACUAUUCUCCCACCCUUUACUUCACUUUAGGUCAAGACGUCAAGUACAUUCGCAGCCGGCCGACAGCCACAACGACGGCGCUUACCAUCACCGCCGUUCGUCUUCGCGUCGCUACUUCGUGGACUCAACGGCCGUCGAGGCACGAUUCCUCUUCAAAACUGCUGCCCCACCUUCGCGAUUAACUUCUAAUUGGCCGAAGAGGCUAGGUAUGGCGUGGUGGAAAGGCAUUGAUGAAACUCGUCUCCUCGUUGCACCAGAUCCUGCUGGAAAUGAAACCGGCUCGGGGUGUUUGUUAUCACUUCGGCAUCCAAAAUCAGGGAACAAGGCUUGCUAUCGUCUUGCUAGUGGAGGACUCCAAGAACUUCACUUGUUCAAGCAGUCGUAUAGAUCUUGGUUUCUGGGAGAUUAUGUUUGUGAAGACGGGGGCAUAUAUUUUGCCACCUCAGUUGAUCCAGUCUUCAUUUUGUUGCCCAUUUUUGAGGAGGCUAGGAUGAAGAAAGGGGAUGAUCUCGGAAAGUUCAGGCCAUUAGAUGAGAUCAUAUUCAUUGAUGGCUAUCCUGGAUAUCAUCAGUUAAUGUCAAUUGCAGAAAACUGUAUGGGAGUAGUUUGUGAAAUCAAAGCAAUUGGAUCUUCAAAGUUCUUUCGACUAGAUGAUUCAAAAGUCUUAGCUUGGCUGCACUGCAAGGUCUCCCAACUAAAACAGACUUUUCCAUCGCUGGAUGAAAAGUAUGCCUCAAUGGACGAGCAGACUACAUGUAACUAUCAGAUACAACUUAUCCCAUUGUUGAUCCUAUUGAUUGAUGUCUCUCUCAGUUCGCUUUUCAGAUGUAGCAUUUUUCAGGUCAUCCAUAUCAGUGUCUUUUUGUGGCACUUAUUAGACAUAGAUAAAAUAUAUCAUUAUGUUGGUAAUGUCUUCAGGCCUUUCUUUUGGUUUUGGAUAUAUCUUCACAAGAGAGGAGGGGUGGGUCUAUUUCACUUUGCCUAAACAGUAGUUAUAUAGAAGAUCAUAUAACGAUGUUUUCCCUUCGACAGCAUAUUUUGCUGGUCUUGAGUUUGUGUCUGAUGUGCUCAACACUAGUGCAAAUGUCAAACCCAAUCCUUUUUUUUUCCUUUCGACAUUUACUUUCUCGAGAAGCCGACUUGGCUUGUUAAAAUGGAGCUGUUUACUUUGCUGGUGCAGUAUCUGAAUCAGUUAAGAUAGUGGGGGAGUACGUGAAGGAUGAGCCUUGGUUGAAGCUCUUGUGCAAACGAUUGAAGAUAGAUUUGAUGGAGUCGACGAAAACAGGGCCGGAUUUUGAGAGUUCUCUAGCCAGUAAAGAAAGCAAGCUACUGCAGCAGAGAUGUGACUCCUUCCAGGAGGGGAGUGGCAACAAAGCGAAGAGAGGUGGAAAGCAGGCGAAGAAGCCUAAGUUGGAGACGCAAUCCCGAAACAUCAAAGAUAUGUUCUCCAAGAAGAAAAGCUAAUGACUGGUUUUUUCCUGAAGUCUCGUGUAAUGUGUAAAAUGCAGCAUCUCGUGUCGACUUCUGCUAAUUGGUUUAUACGAGACAUAGAGCUAAGUGACACAGCCAGCGCCCAGCAGUGAUGGUGAAGUUCCG
Linum tenue is the source of this 1634-nucleotide messenger RNA. The record is from the annotation of a GenBank genome assembly. NCBI's taxonomy places the organism in Eukaryota, Viridiplantae, Streptophyta, Magnoliopsida, Malpighiales, Linaceae.